Molecule: messenger RNA, 912 nt
Organism: Glarea lozoyensis ATCC 20868
Lineage: Eukaryota; Fungi; Ascomycota; Leotiomycetes; Helotiales; Helotiaceae
Exons: 1
Coding region: 1-912 (303 amino acids)
Molecular function (GO): protein binding
Source: RefSeq, a predicted model, not a curated record
AUGCUGCACUCUCUAUACAACAGACCAUCCAAAACGCAAAAAUUUGUGGGAACUUCAUUGAAAGACGGUCGUCAGAUUCCAGACCUCACAGUUCAAACCAAUAAUAUCUCCCUUUCAUCCAAUUCCUCAACAGAGGAUUCAAUCCUCCAGCCUCAGAUUAUUCUUCGGGUAGUCGGAGAGACUUCCGAUGACCUUGCGUACGAAGAGGAGAAGACACAAACCGGCACUGAGCUUACUUCUGGAAAUAACAAGUCAGGUCAACGCAAGAAGAAUAAUGCAAAGAUCGGCCAUAACAAAAGGAUUCCAAACGAAUUCACAGUUUCUCGAGAAUUACUUGAAAGUAGAAGUAAGUACUUUGCUGCGAUGUUGAAGCCUGAUAGAUUCCGGGAAGGUAGCAAUGAUGAGCCGAAAGAAUUGGCAAUCAUCCCAGGCGUUCUGUCUCAAAGAAGCGUUGAAGCGCUGCUACUGUGGCUUAUUCGAGGAGAGCUGAUAGUUCGAGAAGACAAUUGGGGCAUUACGAAGAAUUUCUUACGGUCCUGGUGGACUGGGUCGACAUCCGCUACAUCAUUAGGAGAAGGAGCCCAAUUGCCAUUGGACUCCGACGGAAAGACUAGGGAAAGACAACUUCGAGACUCGAAACAAAUCUCGGACUUGAUUGAAAUUGCACGACUAGCAGUGUAUUGGCAAGUUGAGGACGACAAACUCGAGACUUCUAUAGCUGAUAGUAUUCGGAGGUGGGUGGUGAAAUUGACGAGGAAAACCGAAGUACCUGGAGUUGGCAUAGGGGCUGCAGAGGCUUUUCAACGUCUGGAAUACAUGGAUACCAAGCCAGCCUUCUCUCCCAAUACCUGUCUGUUCACUGAUCAACACAUUGACUCCAUUCAGCUCUUACCUUAUGGACAUCCGGUAUAA